UGACGUUGUACGGACGAAACGGAAACGUCUGCGUGAGUGCAGAAAUAGUGGCUGACAAGCAAAGUGGAGUGCUCUCUUUACGUAUUGUCAGUAAAGUAACGUAUAUGGCGAAUAAGUAGAGCCAGUUCGUUUGCUUUAGACUCUCGCGCAGCACAAGCACCUCUUAGCUCACCACUUGAUGCUGACGGAUUUUGAGGCGGCGAGGAGCUGCUAGCUUCUAGCUACCGAUGAGUUAAGCAGGGAUCAAUGAUUUGAACACACUAACAGAAGUCCAGCAAAGUAGUAGGUGUGCCUGAGCUGGGGUCAUGGCUGGGGCUGGAGCACAUCUCACCUCCACAGCUGUCAGCGAGCAGCCUUCAGUCUUUGAAGUGCUAGCUCAGGAGUCCCUGAUGGAGGCAGUCAGACCUGCGCUGAGACAUGCUGUCAAGGUUCUGGCUGAAUCCAACCCGUCUCGCUUUUUGUUUGCGUGGAGAAACUUUGAUGAGCUCUACCUGCUGCUGGACCUCCUCCUCCAGAACCACUACCUGUCUCACUGCAGUGCAUCCUUCUCUGAGAACUUUUAUGGUCUGAAAAGAGUCUCUGGGGAGCUGGAACUUUCUCUUCGACUGGGGCUACAUGGGAAGUUCCGCUGGCGAUCUCUCCUUUUCCUGUGCCUGGUACCUUACCUCCGGGCCAAGCUGGAGGCUACGCUGGCUCGGCAGAGAGAUGAGGAAGACUUCUCUAUCAGGCUGGCACAGACCAGGAGUCAGAGGCUCUACAGAGCAGCUGUGGCAGCCUACCCAUACAUCAGCUCGGCGUGGCAGGCCUGGAUCUUCUGCCAGCAGCUGCUCUUUGUCUUUGGUGUCACCAGGACUCACAGUCCCCUGCUGUGGCUCGCCAACGUCAGACUGGCUCGACUAAAUGCUCGAGACGUCAGAGAGAUGGAGAAGAAACUCCGCCCCACUGGCAGCCCAUCUGAUAAGAGCCUACUGCAGAGGACGUGGUGGCUAAUGUCACAGGCGGUGAGGGGCAUGGCCAUCUCCCUCUCUACCUCGCUGUCUCUGGGGGUCUUCUUCCUGCAGUUCCUGGAGUGGUGGUACUCCUCAGACAACCAGAGCACAGUGAAAGCGCUCACCUCCUUGCCUGUUCCUCCACCCCCUCUGCACCUGCAGCGCGGUGAAGACAGUGAGAGUUGGAGCUGCCCACUAUGUAGGAAGCCACGCAUUAAUUCCACCGUGCUGUCCACCUCCGGCUUUGUCUUCUGUUACCACUGCAUCUACACGUAUGUGAAAGCCAACCGGCGCUGCCCGGUCACCAGGCUUCCAACAGAGCUGCAGCACCUCAUCAAGAUCUAUGCGCCGGAUAAUUAAAAAUCACUUCAUAUUCAAGCCCCAUCAUUGAUGAAACGGUGAAUAAAAAUUUCCGACAGUUAUUUGAAAUGAGUUUUAAAGAGAAUCAAAGGCAUGUGGUUUUGGCAUAGAGGAGAUUUCUUAUCCUCCCUCAAUUUGUGUUGAUCCAGGAUCCUGACAGUUUUUUUUCAGGAUGUGUAAACAAAUCUUUAUAAAUUCAAUAAAGAAGUAUUUUUCUGAUGA
This is a messenger RNA of Menidia menidia (Atlantic silverside), 1571 nucleotides long. The record is from the annotation of a GenBank genome assembly. NCBI's taxonomy places the organism in Eukaryota, Metazoa, Chordata, Actinopteri, Atheriniformes, Atherinopsidae.